Molecule: messenger RNA, 342 nt
Organism: Lymnaea stagnalis (great pond snail)
Lineage: Eukaryota; Metazoa; Mollusca; Gastropoda; Lymnaeidae
Source: the annotation of a GenBank genome assembly
CAAAACACGGGCGUGGACUGCGUUCGACAAAACACGGGCGUGGACUGCGUUCGACAAAACACGGGCGUGGACUGCGUUCGACAUAACACGGGCGUGGUCUGCGUUCGACAAAACACGGACAUGGACUGCGUUCAGUUUGUAUUCAUAAGAAAUAUCCACAGUUCACUACUAUUGCAGGUGGAAAAUCAGGAAAAAUCAAUAAAAAAACAGCUUGCGAUAUCUUUAGUUCAUCGAGUUCGUGUGUGUGUGGUUGUUGCAUGUGCGAUUGCAGAUGUUACAUUUUUGUUGUCUUUCUUUGUCAAUCCUAGCAAAUAUUUGUUUUUAUUUGAAGCCACAGUUUGA